Molecule: messenger RNA, 660 nt
Organism: Lactuca virosa
Lineage: Eukaryota; Viridiplantae; Streptophyta; Magnoliopsida; Asterales; Asteraceae
Source: the annotation of a GenBank genome assembly
AUGCACCUUGAACAGACACCAGUAGCUCCGAUGGUUCCACCACCACCGCCACAACGUCAGCAUUCGUCGCUAACAACAGCUGCAAGAUGCUUCCGCAUGGUACUCGAUUACUUUAUCAAGGAGAUAGACGAUCCCAUGGCAGAAAGGAAGGCCGACGCACUUUUGGUAGCAGCAUCAGUGAUCGCCGCCAUGAAUUACCAGGCGGCUAUCAGCCCACCUGGUGGCUCAUACCAAGAUACAAUUAACCAUCCAAACGGAACGAUGAAAUACGAAGCUGGACAAGCAAUCGCUGCAUAUGUUUCUCCAAACGAGUAUAGACGAUUCUCCUUUGCUAACACCAUUUCCUUCACUUUUUCAAUGACCACCAUGUUUCUGUUUCUUUCGGGUUUAUCCUUGAAACGAAGAAUCUUCUCAUUGCUUCUGACGGCAUCCAUGUUUGCUACGAUUACGGCCACCACAUACAGUUAUAAGAUGGCAAUGGAGGCUACGACGCCGGACCAUGAUGAGUUGAAAGCCGGCUGGAUCUUCAUAAACCGGUUAGUGACAGGGGCCCUGAUUAUAUGGUUUGUGCUUGCUGGUACCACUAUAGCCGUCUUUGUGGGGAUGUUACUGAAACCUCCGUUAACAGCUGCUUAUCGUUGGGCUACCCUGAAAAUCUGA